This is a messenger RNA of Anopheles marshallii, 1761 nucleotides long. RefSeq names its product ubiquitin-associated domain-containing protein 1 (gene Kpc2). The coding region runs from base 1 to 1761 and encodes 586 amino acids. Gene Ontology annotation, molecular function: protein binding. The record is from RefSeq and is a predicted model, not a curated record. The transcript is spliced from 8 exons. NCBI's taxonomy places the organism in Eukaryota, Metazoa, Arthropoda, Insecta, Diptera, Culicidae.
AUGAUACCAUGGAUGCGUGAAAAGUUCGCCGAACGACGUGCCCGCUGGCAACAAUCCCGCAGCAACAAACAACCGCGCGGUCUCGGCGAUGGAACAUCUAGCUGCAGUUCGGUCUCUUCCGGCACGGGUCCGGAACCGUCGUCCGGUACGUCGACCCCAGGAACAAAUGUAUCGCCCGUACAUCAGCCAGCAGCAUCACGUCAGCACAAGCAUCGCCAUGGGCAACGUGCAGCAACGAAAGGUCAUCAUCAAUCGCAGCAACCGUUACCGUCUACCAGCGGAUCAUGGCGUUCGAGAUCUACUAAAAAAGAGACCCAAGAUGAUGGCCCGUCUGCCCACUGCUCCACACAGUCCGUUUUGCUGCGCAUUAUAAGUCCACGAGGUGGCAUGGUCGACGUGGAGGUGCUUCGUACGCUAACGGGGAGACAGCUUAAAAUGUACGCCCUGGAAAAAUUUGCCAGCAAUGCCUUCACGAUGCCACACUUUUCGUCCGAUUUGGAUGAGCUGGCAGAUCGGUACCGUAUGAUAAGGUCGCACAACAGGCGCAUCUUCCGCGAUGACGAUUUGCUUAGUGAUGUUAAUGAUGAAGAGGAAUUUUUACUUGUGGCCAAGCGUAUCGAUGCCACGCCAGCCGAAGAAAGCCUUAAAGGACCAUCGCCGGCGGAGAUACUAGCAGCCACUCGUCACAUUCCACUGUCACGCAUAAAUCAGGCAUCAGUUAACUUUAAUCUAGGCAUGCUGCAAUCAGACCUGCAACAAGAUCUCCGACGCAUUAUGAUAUCACUCUCCCGGGCGUCCGCUUACGUGCACGGGACGGGACCAUGUGCCGACAAACUGAUCGCACUAUUUCAACAACGACUCAUCAACCGAAAGCGUCACCAGAUUAGCUCAGUCGAGACGCUGCUUGAAAUGGGAUUUUCGUUGGAUAAAAUUAAUCAAGCCUUACAAAUUACGAAGAACGUUUUCCCGGCGGCGCUGGAUUGGCUAAUACAGAACGAUAGUACGUCGAGAUUUUUUAACUGUGAUAAGACCGCUCCGAGUGCGUCCACUUCCGCCAUGGCGAAUCAAAUUCCGGCGGAUGCAAAUGCUGCGGCUAACGAAUCGGCGAUCGACACGAAUGGUCCCGCACCAACAAUUGCCGUUGUUGCACUGCAUCGUGGACGGAAGAAAUCAAACGUCGACAGUGAUAGUCGAUCGGCUUCAACACCAUCAUCUGCCGGGAACUCAAUCGAUGAGGGGGAAUGCGAAGACGGAUCGGAACAUGUGGAUCCUUUUACAAUAAAGCGAGAAAACAUUGCUGCCUUGCUGGAAAUUGUACGGCUGUACUCGGAGAAAACAGUCGUCCCGAUGCCGGAAUUGGUGUCUUCCAUUGCGGAAAUGGGCUUCGAGGAGGAAAACGUUCGUGAAGCAUUGAUAGCAACGCACAACAAUCAGGCGGCAGCCUGUGAAUGGUUGCUGGGCAAUCGGGCCAAAAGUGUACAAGGGUUAAAUGAUGGCUUGCCGGCAGAAUCGCCGAUCCUGCGUGUUUUGAUGGGUUCACCACAAGUACAAAUUAGUCUAGGAAACCCGAAGAUGUUUAUUGCACUGAUCUCAAUGUUGGACAACUCUUCCACGAUGACUAUGUGGCUUAGCGACAACGACACGUCAUCGGUGCUGGGACACAUUCUGCGCACGUACCACGAGGAGAAACACAUUGUUGCCAUCAAUCAAUUCAACAAUGCCCAAGGAAGUUCCAGCAGCAGCCAACAGCAACAGCAGUAA